AUGGGCAUCCCUACUACCAAUACGGGAAAUCUGGAGCAACGUAGACUCUUAUACCAGAAAUACGGCUACGAUAUCAACAAACUAAUCAGGACUCAUGAAAAACACGAAUCGAGAAAUCAACAUGAAGAUGGUGUCAAUAAUGAUGGAUUUAUAAUUCUCAAUGCAAAAUCAGACAAGUUAGACUAUCAACGACUAUUCGAGGCUUCAAAUAAGGACAUCUAUGCUAGUAACAAUGUUUCACACAAGAAUAACAAGAGCAAACGUCGUGGCAAUAAUGACCAAGGGUUUCGAAAAUUUACUAAAGUUUCAACAUCGUUUCGCAAAUUGGAAGAAGAAUCGGCCAAAAGGAGUCGAGAGACGAGCUGGGUGCUUAAAGAUGUACUAAAAUACAUUAAGUAUCGAUCUCAACGACUAGAUCCAUUCAUCACCAAAUGGUUUACUCCUAAAGGCAUUACCAAUACAAGCACAAAUGGAAACGGCUUUUUACUACGACUUGUUGAAUUUGGUGAACCGACAUCCAAUGGCGACACAACCGCCCUUUUAAGCGACGCAACUCACAAACUAUGCGUUAUAUUCCCUCGCAAAACCGUAUUCAACUAUAUUUCCAAUGGUGGACUUCAAUUUCAAGACGCAUACUCAAUCAACAAUUACAUCUACAUCACUAAAGCCAAUUUGAAAUUUGUAACCCAUGAAUUUAUCAAGACUCAUUUUGGAACUAAAUUGAACUAUAUCGAUACUAAAGUCAGUUAUUGUGUUUUGCAAGUGCUCGAGUUUAAAUUGAUGUACAGUGUUGAAUAUUUGCUUGCUAAUCGAGUGGCCGGAGCUCCGCCUUUAGAAAAAGUAGUUAAUGACAAUGGGUCGCAAUAUGAGGUUUAUGAUUAUGAGGACUUUGAUGUAAAUGGGGGUGCGAAUGGAGGUGAUGGAGGUGGUGGAAAUAGAGGUGGAUGUGGAGGUGCUAUGGGGCAGGUGGUGCCCAGGUUUGAUAAGUUUGCCUUAAAAUUGGUUUAUAAUAAUGAGUUGUAUCGGAAAUUGUGUUACUUGAAACCACUGGAGAGAUGA
This is a messenger RNA of Lodderomyces parapsilosis, 1059 nucleotides long. RefSeq names its product telomerase subunit (gene EST3). The transcript has a single exon. The record is from RefSeq and is a predicted model, not a curated record. Bases 1 to 1059 code for a protein of 352 amino acids. Gene Ontology annotation, biological process: telomere maintenance via telomerase. Lineage: Eukaryota; Fungi; Ascomycota; Pichiomycetes; Serinales; Debaryomycetaceae. Gene Ontology annotation, molecular function: telomeric repeat DNA binding. Gene Ontology annotation, cellular component: chromosome, telomeric region; telomerase holoenzyme complex.